Messenger RNA from Wyeomyia smithii (pitcher-plant mosquito), 504 nucleotides. RefSeq names its product histidine-rich glycoprotein-like. Bases 24 to 365 code for a protein of 113 amino acids. Lineage: Eukaryota; Metazoa; Arthropoda; Insecta; Diptera; Culicidae. The record is from RefSeq and is a predicted model, not a curated record. The transcript has a single exon.
GCGUCCCAUCAAGCAGCCAGCAGAUGUCGUACUAUCCGGAUCAGCAUGGUAACUUUCCGCACGGCCAGCAGCUGCCCCACAACCCACACGAGGGUCCCAUCUCGCAUACCGUUUUUCCGCCGAAUAUGAAUCCCAACUAUCCGCAUCGACCGCUGCAGCCGGGAGGAGUGCAUCUACCGGGGCACCUUCCACCGCCUCACUUGCUGCCACCGCCAGGGAAUCAUCCACACUAUCCGCCAGGACAUCACUACCCACCAGGGCACUAUCCGCCGGGACACUAUCCGCCAGAACACUAUCCGCCCCACUAUCCGAUCCACGAGCAGGCAGUUGCAUAUGGCAGUUCCCAGCCGGAAAAACCGAAAUGAAUAGUGACUGUUGUGUGGUAGUGACAAAUAGUUCAGUUUUAUCCGAAUUUCAUGACUGUUUGAUUAUUUGAGAAUAUUAUUUGUAAGUGCAUUUGAUAACAAAAACAGUUUAUUAGAAUAUAUUUCUUGAAUUUACAAA